Salvia splendens (bonfire salvia) is the source of this 1395-nucleotide messenger RNA. RefSeq lists its product as uncharacterized. The coding region runs from base 484 to 1308 and encodes 274 amino acids. The record is from RefSeq and is a predicted model, not a curated record. NCBI's taxonomy places the organism in Eukaryota, Viridiplantae, Streptophyta, Magnoliopsida, Lamiales, Lamiaceae. Gene Ontology annotation, molecular function: hydrolase activity. The transcript has 7 exons.
GCUAUGGCUGGGCUAUUUCUGAUGUGGCAGGAGGAUUUUUAGUAUUGAUGAUGUGGCAGGAGGAGUUUGUGGCUGGGCUAUGGCUGGGUUAUUGCUGGGCUAUCACCACUGUGGAUACCCUUAUUAAAUUGAGAAAAAGUUAUGUAAAAGGAGUGAAAAGUGUUUGUUUUGAUUGACUUGGUACUUUCCAUGAUUUUCUCUCAUCAAAACUUGGAACUUUCAUCAGUUAAAUGGGACAGUUAUCGUGGGAAGUGAUAGUCCCCACUCUUUGUUGGUCCCUAUGCUUAGGAAAUAAUAAUAACUUUUGAGAACUCAGAGGAAUCCGUUUAUCAGCCGGAUCUUGUGCUGUUCACAGGCAGGUGAUCUCUUCUUCACUCUCUAGUCAGGCUGUUUGUUGAUGGGCAUGCCAGCUGAGCUGAGUCAUCUCAUCCUGCAUUUAUCUAGAUUAAUUUGAGGGGUACCUUAGAUUCUGUUGGUUCGCUUAUGCUGUGGGAUUUUUCUUCAGGUGAUUUUGGCAAUGAGAAUGUUGAACUUGUUAAACGUAUUUCAACUGUUGAUUUUGCAAAAGCAGUCAUUUUGGGGAACCAUGAUGCCUGGAACACCCAGAAGUUCUCUGCGAGGGAAAAAGAUGCUGUUCAACUGCAGCUUGAAUGCCUUGGUGAUGAGCAUGUUGGCUACCGUCGUAUGGAUUUUUCAAAUCUGAAGUUGAGUAUAGUUGGUGGACGGCCAUUUUCUUGUGGUGGUCCACAGGUGUUCCGGAAAAAACUUCUUACUGCUAGAUAUGGCAUACAUGAUAUGGAUGGAAGUGCGGAGCGGAUUUAUCAAGCUGCUUUAGGAACUCCUGCUGAUCAUUCAGUUAUAUUUCUUGCUCAUAACGGGCCAUCAGGCUUAGGUUCCAAUAUGGAUGAUAUAUGCGGAAAAGAUUGGAUACCUGGAGGUGGUGAUUAUGGUGACCCUGAUUUGGCACAUGCCAUAUCCCAACUAAAAGAGAGCACCAAAUUGUCAAUCAAGUUGGUAGUGUUUGGUCACGCAUAUAAACAGCUCGCCUCUGGAAAUGGCCUUCGGAAAAUGAUAGUGGUUGAGGAUGACAACAUCGUGUACCUCAAUGGAGCUGUUGUUCCAAGGGUUAAAACAAUUAGCAGCAAUGAACAAGGAGUUGCAUCAGGCACUAUACGAGCCUUCACUGUUGCUGACAUAUCAGACGGGAACUUGGAGAAAAUCACCGAAACUUGGGUUUCAGUGAUCGGAGAUGACAUCAGAGUAGAGGAGGAGCUGGUAUUGCUUAGCAAAGGAGCGAGGCUGCUGUAGGUACCUAGAAAGAGAUAUUGUGACACUAUCAUCUAUGACAUUGUUCAAUUUGUGUGAUUUGUGGUAUUAAAACAGGAGCUUUGAUUU